AUGUCGGACCCUACAGAGUUCAUGAGACUUGCAAGUCCCAAUGAACGCCGUACAAUUAGUCGCGAAGAUGUCGGCUAUUACAACGCACUCAUCAUAGCAGCAGUUUAUGAGAUUGCAAGCGAAAAUGUAGACGUUAACUCCGCCCAGUCAUUUCUUGCACCUUUGAGACACUGCAUUGGGAAGUACCCAUACCUAAACGUGGUCGUCAGGGACAAGCAUACCGAGAAGCCAGCAUACGAAGCAGUUUCUAGCAUUGAUCUCCACGAUCAUGUGUCUAUAAUUCAUGAAGACGAAGCUAGUAGAAAUGGCGAGACGGAAAAAUUUGAAGAGAUACUGCCAGCCAUACUUGAUCGGCCAUGGCCUGCCGAUAUUCCACCUUGGCGGAUCGUGGUCCUCCCUUUGGUGUCACCGCGAGACUCCACAGUGAAGCGGUGCUUUAUCGCCUUUGCGUUUUCCCAUGCUCUCGGAGACGGCAUGGUCGGAGUUGCAUUUCACCGCACCUUCCUAGAUGCAUGGCGCCAGACUGCUGGCGUGGAGGAGAAAGCCUCUUUCUUAGUGGCUCCGCCAAGUCAAACGCUUCCGCCACCCUUUGACACGCCCGAAAGACUUCCCAUAUCUUGGAAGUUCCUCCUCGAGCCAUUGAUAGCAGUUUACUUGCCGAAGUUUGUGGCUAAAAUGCUUGGGCUCCGCGCAUCUGCCAGCACGUUAGAUGCCGGUACUUGGAUUGGGUCACCCAUGUUCUUUGACCCAGCGGCCACCCUCAAGAGCAGGGUAAGAAUUAUUGAGAUUGAGGCUCCGCUGGUUCAGAAGGCCUUGCAAACGUCAAGGAGCCACGGUACCAAGCUCACGGCAACAAUGCACCAGAUGAUUGUUCGGGCGCUAAGCAGCGCCAUUCCUAGCCCUGACGUGACCAAUUUUGUCUCGGGGACGCCUGUUGAUAUGCGAGCGUCUAUCGGGACGCCUAGUCUCACAUGGGGUCUUUUCGUGUCUGGCCAUUACGAGGUACAUCCAAGGGUACCGAUUGCGACAGAGCCUGCUUUGUCCGAGGAGAUGUGGGCAGCCGCAAGUUCGAUGUCACAAAAUCUCGCUGAAUGCGGUGCAAGGCUGCAGGACCAAGCAAUCGGCCUGCUGAGAUAUGUUCCCAGCAUCAGGAAUUGGACGUUGAGUAAAAUUGGACAGCAGCGGGACUCAUCGUACGAACUGAGCAAUUUGCUUGCCUUCGAUAACAUGGGUGACGGCGCGGAUCAAAAGUGCAAGGUUGUCAAGAUGGUAUUCUCGCAGCCUGGAAAUGUUACUAGUGCGCCACUUGUUUUCAACAUCAUCAGUGUCAAAGAGGGUAGCUUGACAUGCACGACUGAGAAGCUCACGAAUUUACCGUUUUACCCCACACUUUCGACCCCCUCGUCGUUACAUGAAGACUGCAACUACGAGAAACCAGCAACGUUUAGCGCGAGUCAUACCCUUGGUCACACAACGUGCGAGGAAGUACGGAGUACACGAAACAAAUCCAACGAAUCUUUCAUGCGCGACUUUUACUUUCAUCACUGGUCUUUAGGUUGUAAAUGGGAGAGCCGAGAAGAAGAGGGGAUCCCAAUAUUCUAUAUAAUGGCUGGAGGGAAAUCAUAUGACCCUGUCCUCGUACAGCCGGAUCCUCCUGGUCCUCCUCAAAAUCAUGUUGCAUCAAGAGACGAAACAAACUCAUUAGAAGAUCUUUUGCGCAAUGAUCCUUUUACAUAUGGCCCAGCUCCGAAAGGAAACGUGGUGGCCUCUGUGACACCUCGCACUCUCGUUGAUAAUUUACAUUCAGAGAGAUCGUUCAAUAUCGAUCCUGAGGAUGAUGGAUCCCAAUCUUCCCAAGAGAUGACCUCGCAACCAUCUGAUCCAACAGAUCCAUCUAAUCUCCCACUACCUGUAUCCAGACCGCCAUCAACCAGAAGACCACGUCGAGGAGAUCGAAUGGUUGAUCCAACACAGCUUGGUCAUCAUUCGAUUGAUGAAACGAGUCCGCCAUCAUACAGAAAAAUUCUUGAGAAUGCCGGAAAGGUGCUAGAACAUAUUAAAAACGGAAGCGUCGGUAAAACCUCCCGUCAUAUAAGGACUGCAAUCACAUACUACGACUAUUUCGACAACUCUAUAUCCCGUCCAAGACGCAUCGAUAUUCCUAUGAGGAUUGAAAGUUUGCGCCAUGUUCCCCAAGACGUGCAGCAAAGACUUAUCUUAGUGGAAGAUCUUUCUGAACCAAUGAUCGAAGAGUUAGGUGAAAACUUCAGCAUAAAUCCAGAGUUCUUCGAAGAGCAUUUAUUGAACUCUGGCUAUGCCGGCGGGAAAUAUGAUAGUCCACCGGCUCGAAACUGGAGCACAGCAUCAUUUGAGAAAUCCUACAUGUCAUUCAAGUGGAUUAGGCCAGUUUAUCAACUUCCAACGUUUUUUUCAAGCGGCGACCUUGAAGAUCUGCUUGAGGACCAAAUAACCCAUUUCACACGGGACCAGUCUGUCACGACGAAAAUAUUCACUAAUAUAUUCCGGCCCGCUUGGGGCUUGUGGACAGACCCCACGAAAACGGUGAGGAUGAAAAGAAUGUGUGGGUUAGAGGAGAGAGUGUCAAUUUGGAGAAAAAAACUUAUUGGCCAAGAUACUGAGAUUGUAAUUGUAAUUCUCGAUCCUUUGCCGGCAAUAUCUGAGAUCCAUCGCUACCGGGCAUCAAAUGGUUCUCAGGGAUGGGAUGAUAGUGAUUAUGCAUUGUAUCACUCCUCCAUGGUUGAAGAGAUACCGCAACGUGUCAGGAAGCAACGUACGCUUGCUAGGUCGUUGAACUGGAUCAUUGGCGGAAAAAGAAGAACAAACAACAAGUUGGAAAAGAAGCUUGAAGUACUGAACACGGUUAUCAUUGAGCAGAUAGCUCCUCGCCAAACAGUUUCGGUCGACCUAGACUGCGUAUUUCAAACACCACAGUCGAUGGCAGACUUGGAGGAACAACUCAGCGAGACCAAAUCAACCAAAUCAGAGGUCUGCGAGUCUCUCGGAACGCAACUUGCUCCAUCUAGUCUAGUUAAGCCGUUACUCCGAAUCAUCAAACAAGACACCGUGACUCUGCUCAAUCAGCUACGACAAGUUCUUGACGAAAUAAAUAUCGAGAUUCUUGAUGAUACGAAGAUGGAGGACAGAUUGGGCCUAUGGCGACAGAUCAUCAACCGUGCUCAGCGAGAGCUUCCAGAAUUGAGAUCGUCUAUGGAGCCUUUUAUUGAGUUCCUGCUCAAACUCCAUCCUCUUAACUCUCCCGUGGAGAUUGCAGCCGUGAGAGUAGAAGUUACGCAAGAUAUUUACGAACUUUGGAAGGAUAUCGACCACAUUAUUGAUCGACUCCAAAGAACAUCAGCAUCCUUGACUUCCAAUAUGGGUCUGCUGGAUAGUCGACGCUCGAUAGACGAGGCUCAUUCUGUGGCAAGACUCACCGAACUAGCGUUCAUUUUUGUCCCGAUGUCUUUCGCGGCUUCUGUUUUUGGUAUGGAAAUCGAACCAUUUGCAAAUCCAGUUCCCAUCAGUAACUUCUUUGCUGUGGCUAUUGCCGUGACACUAUUUGCUUAUUUGAUGCGUGUGACUAUGCAAAGUCACUGGUUGAUUGAUCUCAAGGAAAUUGUGAAGCAUGAUGUCAGGAGAUAUGCCGCAAGGAAUGGUCAAACCGUACAACCUCGAUCGCUUCCGAUGGUCCUAAUACUUCGGUCAAUAGCAACUCGACUCGGUACCAGAAUUGCCAGCAUUUGUAAAUGGGGCGCGAAGAAAACCUGCUUAAUAGCAAAGAAGAUCUGGGCUGUGUUUGGGUUCAUCAUCAGCUUCGUUUUGUUAAAUGGUGUGGCUUCGGGCAUACCAAUCGCUCUCCUCUGGACCCGUGACCUUGACUCCGGUAUCCGGGAUGCCGUUAGCAUCGCUAUUGCUUUCAUUGUUAUAGUCACUGUGGGAGUUCCAUUCUGGUUCAGAUCCACACCGAAGUUUCGGAACGCAUUACCAGACCUUAUCAUGAACAGAGUGGGUCGCACACCUUUCUGGGUUAGAAUGACUUUGAUAUAUUUGAUCUUCACUGCAAUAUUCAUUGCGGUGCCAUUGGCCCUCAUCUGGACACGCCCGCUAGCUACUGACAUCAAGACUGGGCUAACAAUGGGCGUUGUGAUGAUUAUGAUUGUACUCAUGGUAAUUGUUAACCUUUUGGGGCCUUUGGGACGCAGGUAUUUCGAUUUUAUUUCAACAUAUAGGUCCCUAUAG
Penicillium expansum is the source of this 4257-nucleotide messenger RNA. Its product is annotated as Mg2+ transporter protein, CorA-like/Zinc transport protein ZntB. Gene Ontology annotation, molecular function: N-acetyltransferase activity; metal ion transmembrane transporter activity. The coding region runs from base 1 to 4257 and encodes 1418 amino acids. The record is from RefSeq and is a predicted model, not a curated record. The transcript is spliced from 7 exons. Gene Ontology annotation, biological process: metal ion transport; transmembrane transport. NCBI's taxonomy places the organism in Eukaryota, Fungi, Ascomycota, Eurotiomycetes, Eurotiales, Aspergillaceae. Gene Ontology annotation, cellular component: membrane.